This is a messenger RNA of Juglans microcarpa x Juglans regia, 914 nucleotides long. Its product is annotated as nascent polypeptide-associated complex subunit alpha-like protein 1. The transcript is spliced from 4 exons. The record is from RefSeq and is a predicted model, not a curated record. NCBI's taxonomy places the organism in Eukaryota, Viridiplantae, Streptophyta, Magnoliopsida, Fagales, Juglandaceae. Gene Ontology annotation, cellular component: cytoplasm; nascent polypeptide-associated complex. Gene Ontology annotation, biological process: protein targeting to membrane. Bases 105 to 716 code for a protein of 203 amino acids.
UCGUUGAAACCCUUUUCUCCAGCCACUUUGGACAUCUAGUUUUGGGGUUUUAGGGUUUUUGCAUAGAAUCCCAACUUUUCUCUAUCUGUUUCCCAAAGCCAGCCAUGACUGCUCAAACCCAGGAAGAGCUCCUCGCUGGCCAUCUCGAGCAGCAAAAGAUCGAUCCUGAUGAGCCUGUAGUUGAAGAUGAAGAUGACGAUGACGAAGAUGAUGACGAUGAUGAUGACAAGGAUGACGAUGAAGCUGAGGGACAACAUGACGGAGAUGCCAGUGGUAGGUCAAAGCAAAGCAGAAGUGAAAAGAAAAGCAGGAAAGCAAUGUUGAAACUUGGCAUGAAACCUAUCCUGGGUGUUAGCCGGGUCACUGUCAAAAAGAGCAAGAACAUAUUGUUUGUCAUCUCAAAACCAGAUGUUUUCAAGAGUCCAACUUCAGACACGUAUGUAAUCUUUGGGGAGGCGAAGAUCGAGGAUUUGAGCUCUCAACUGCAGAGUCAGGCUGCAGAGCAGUUUAAGGCUCCUGAUCUCAGCCAUGUGAUUUCCAAACCCGAGUCUUCAGCUGUGGCACAAGAUGAUGAAGAAGUAGAUGACACUGGGGUUGAACCAAAGGACAUUGAGCUGGUGAUGACACAAGCAGGAGUCUCUAGGCCAAAGGCUGUGAAAGCAUUGAAGGCUGCCAAUGGGGACAUAGUUUCAGCCAUCAUGGACCUUACCAACUAAGAGAAGCUUUUAAUUUUGUUUUAUGUUUCAUAAAUUAGCAGUUCUUAUGUGGUUUCUUGAUCAUGUGAGCUUUAUGAAGGUGGAUCUUUUUUUUCCUUUCUUUUUCUUUUUUCAAUAUUACUGAAUUUUUAUUUUUCUUUGUUCUUUCUGUUGUACUAGUAACGAACCGAGAAAUGCAUUGAGUGAUGUUUCUCUAUA